Messenger RNA from Alnus glutinosa, 1369 nucleotides. Its product is annotated as chloroplast envelope quinone oxidoreductase homolog. Gene Ontology annotation, molecular function: oxidoreductase activity. The coding region runs from base 194 to 1183 and encodes 329 amino acids. The transcript has 4 exons. The record is from RefSeq and is a predicted model, not a curated record. Lineage: Eukaryota; Viridiplantae; Streptophyta; Magnoliopsida; Fagales; Betulaceae.
GAUGACAUACACCAAACAACCAUCUUUUACAUCUCGUAACGACCGUUGGAGUGGCCGGUGGUGCAGCAUUAUACGCGCGUCAAAGGAAAGGGCCGAGCGGUAGAUAUUGAUAUCAUCGGGUAUACGUGGCGCAUUGCUCAGUUCAGACUCUCCACAGCCACACCUCCACUGAUUUGUCCUUUGAGACUGGAAUAUGGCAGGGAAACUCAUGAAUGCAGUUCAGUACAGUGCCUACGGCGGAGGGCCAGAUGGCUUACAGCAUGUUGAAGUUCCAGUUCCCACUCCGAAAAUAGAUGAGGUUUUGUUGAAAGUAGAAGCUGUUAGUCUAAAUCCAUUUGAUUGGAAAGUUCAGAAAGGCAUGCUACGCCCACUUCUUCCUCGCAAGUUCCCUCACAUACCUGCUUCUGAUUUGGCAGGCGAGGUUGUAGAGGUUGGACCAAAAGUAAAAAAUUUCAAAGCUGGUGAUAAAGUUGUAGCUAUGGGUAAUGUCAUGAAUGGAGGUGGACUAGCCGAGUUUGCUGUGACCAAGGAAAGCUUGACAGUUGCUAGACCACCUAAAGUUUCAGCAGCCGAAGUUGUAGGCCUCUCCAUUGCAGGUUUGACAGCUCACCAGGCUGUCACCCAAGUUGCUGGUAUCAAGCUUGAUGGUAGUGGCCAGAAGGCAAACAUUCUUAUAACUGCUGCUUCAGGUGGUGUGGGUCACUAUGCAGUUCAACUGGCCAAGCUGGGAAAUGCGCACGUGACAGCCACUUGUGGCGCCCGCAACAUUCAACUUGUCAAGAGCUUAGGGGCUGAUGAGGUUCUUGACUACAAGACCCCAGAUGGAGCAGCUCUAAGGAGCCUGUCUGGUAAAAAAUAUGAUGCUGUAAUUCACUGUGCAACAGGCAUUCCUUGGUCUACUUUUGAGCCCAAUUUGAGCUCAAAUGGGAAGGUAAUUGAUAUUACUCCUGGUCCUAGUGCCUUUGUGACUUUUGCCCUGAAGAAACUUACCUUCUCUAAGAAGCAACUGCUGCCACUGUUCUUAAUUCCCAAGGGUGAGAACCUCCAUUGUCUUGUUAACUUGGUGAAGGAAGGGAAGCUAAAGACAGUGAUUGACUCAAAAUAUCCCCUGGCCAAAGCCAGAGAUGCUUGGGCUAAGAGUAUCGAUGGCCAUGCAACUGGGAAGAUCAUUGUUGAACCUUAGGUAAAACAAUAUGCCUGGAAUUGCUGAACUUGAUGUCAUUAGAGGAAAAGUGUGUUAACUGUUAAGGGCCUUGUAUAUAGAGACAGGUCUAUGGCGGAAAACAAGGCAUCUGGGGCUGUUUGCUUUGGCCUUGGCAAGUUGGUGCAAACUGAUAGUACAAAAUUACUAGUUCUGGUUUCAUUUUCA